This is a messenger RNA of Camellia sinensis, 1111 nucleotides long. It is a transcript of the gene DAZ2, whose product is annotated as C2H2-like zinc finger protein. The record is from RefSeq and is a predicted model, not a curated record. Lineage: Eukaryota; Viridiplantae; Streptophyta; Magnoliopsida; Ericales; Theaceae.
GCUACUUUAAGGCAAUCAUGACCCAUUGUUCAACUUUUUCCCCCGAAUCUGCAUUUUCACAGAGAUGAUGACCAACCACAACCACACCACCUAUCUCCAACUCUCAUCUGCUCCGCCGGACCAUCAAAUCUUCCCGCGCUUUCCCUCUCUUGGUGUCGCCACCGCCAACCACCAAAAUCCCAGAAAGAAGAGAACCAAAUUGAUCCCGAUUGGGGUUACGAGUAGUAGCGGUGGUGGUGUUGCGACUGCCAAGCCUAAGUGUGGAAAAAAGCCAGACCCGAGUGCUCCCAAGAUUACUCGCCCCUGCAGUGAGUGUGGGAAGAAGUUCUGGUCAUGGAAAGCGCUUUUCGGGCACAUGCGGUGCCACCCGGAACGCCAGUGGCGCGGUAUCAACCCUCCGCCCAAUUUCCGGCGACCCACUUCGCCGGAGAUUAGCGGCGACGCCAGAAUGACCCCGGAGGAUCACGAGGUCGCCGCCUGUUUGUUAAUGUUGGCCAAUUCUCCUACUGCUUUUGAGACACAAUGUGCUGCUACUACUACUGCUACUAUGUUGGAAUCUGAUACUGUGGUGGUUAGGGAUGACAAGGCGGCGGCAAGUGGCGGUGGCGGUGAUGGUGAUAAUUUGGAUGUGAAUUGCCGAUUCGAGUGUUCGAGUUGCAAGAAAGUGUUUGGGUCACAUCAGGCAUUAGGAGGGCACAGGGCUAGUCACAAGAAUGUGAAGGGUUGUUUUGCAAUUACGAGGAGCGACGGAGAGGAAGUGGUGGCGCUAGAUCAUGAGAGGAGUAGUGGUGGAGGGGGUGGAGAAGGAGAGGUAGUGAUGAGGGAGAAUGGGGGGGAGGAGGAGGAUAAGAUGGUGAUGGUAUUAGGGCACAAAUGUAGCAUAUGUUUGAGGGUAUUUUCUAGUGGUCAAGCCCUCGGUGGACACAAAAGGUGCCACUGGGAGAAAGGGGAUGAACCAUCAUCACAAGGGCUCAACCCUUAUGGACCAACUAAGUCCGAGGGAUGUUGUGAUUUGGACUUGAACUUGCCUGCCCCUGUUGAGGAUGAUUCUUCCUCCUCUUUUUCUUCAGGGUUGGCUUUGGAUUUAAGGUUAGGACUAUGAUGAAUGAAA